Ricinus communis (castor bean) is the source of this 1173-nucleotide messenger RNA. RefSeq lists its product as uncharacterized. Gene Ontology annotation, biological process: regulation of systemic acquired resistance. Bases 526 to 852 code for a protein of 108 amino acids. The record is from RefSeq and is a predicted model, not a curated record. The transcript has a single exon. NCBI's taxonomy places the organism in Eukaryota, Viridiplantae, Streptophyta, Magnoliopsida, Malpighiales, Euphorbiaceae.
AUUAGUUCAAUGAUUGCGUGCAAUCAGGAGAUUAAAUUUUCACUUAUCUAAAAUCUUUUUAUUUUUCUUCAGUUCACAAGGGUCCAAUAGACCAUCGUUAUUUUUUUCUUUUUGCUAUCUCAUGAUUCUUUGAAAGAACAAUAAAGAGGAAGGAUCAACCGACAAUAGUUAUCAGAUUCAGUGUCAAAGGAACAGAAUACAACACACAAAGUUAUUAUUUUAGGUGGAGGAGAGAGAGUGUUUUUGAGUGAUGUAGUGAAAAGGAAUACCAUUUCCUAUGUAAUCUGCCAAUUAUUCAUGGCUACUUUGAAAAGAAAUGUAAAAAGCAUUGAAAGUUGAUUCACUUCAAUCACCUUCACUGGACCAAAUUGAAAGGCUUACACCCUACAAAGGUCCCAACUAAAGUGACUCCAUUUCUUUCUGAUUGCUGACUUCAUUUUAUAUAAAAAUGUAACAAAGUCACUGCACAGGAAAUACCAGAAGAAAGCAGUCACAAGAGAUUUGGUGCAAAUUAUACUGCUGACCAUGGAAAAAGAGAGGAAAAUGAAGCAAGGCAACCCUGCCCAGGAAGAAGGUUUUGCUGUUGAUGAUGAUGAGAAGGUUGAGAAGUUCUUUUCCAUAAUUAGAAGGCUAAGAGAUGCUCGCGAUCUCUCGACAAACAGCUUGCGGGAAACGGAGGCGCGCAAGAGAAUGAAGAAGGCAAAGAAGACGCAGACACCUGUAUGGACUCCGUCAUUUCAGCUGGAAGAUUUUGGAGGCCUGGAGUUAGCUGAUAUAACUCAACCAACUUCUUCAAACAAUGAACAAGAAAAGAAGAAGAGGGAAGAGCUAGAUCUCAAUCUUUCUUUGUAAUGGCACAGACCAUUCCCAGGUUUGCAAAUUUACCUUCUAAGGUUCGGUAACAUUCAGUUAAGGGUGCUUAUCUUUAUAUGAUACAACUCUUGCUGCAAGUGAAAAUUUUUUAUGUUCAGAGCUCAAAAAACAACUCUUUUUUUGUUAAUAGCGAAUUUCCCUGGGAGGGCGGCGAAAUUGCCAUCUAGCUGGAGGGCUCUUCAUAUGCAGCAAGACCAGUUGGAUAUUUUGGUUAUAUAUUUGUGAUUUUGUAUGAGAUUGAAACAAAAAUUUAUUUAUUUGUCAAUAACAAGAUGCGACAAAGAUCUUAGUUUGUGAUGA